GCGGUGGCGGCGCGUGCGCGGCGGGGCGGGGCGGCCCCGCGGCGAUCCGGGAUGUCGGGCCGGCUCCUGGUGACGUAGCGGGAAGGGCCGCGCCAGACCCCCGCCCGCCGCCGUCCCCCGGCACGGCACGGGACCCCCCCACGCCUCCUCCGGUUGUCCCCCGCCAUGGGCAGAGCCGCGGCGGUGGGAACGGGCAGGGAGUCCGGGGCCGCCGCUGGGAAUGUGCCAGGCCCUGCCGCCGCGUGAGCACCGGCACCGGCAGCGUCGUCCGCGCCCGCCCCGGGCCAAGCCGGCGGCGGGUGCCAUGAGCAGCAGCUGCGCGUCCCCCGCCGCCGCCCGCCGCCGCCUGCAGCGCCGGGAUCGAUAGAGGCGGGGGCUGCGGACGCGCCAUGGCCGGCAGCGGCUACACGGACCUGCGGGAGAAGCUCAAGUCCAUGAUGCCCUACCGGGACGGCCACAAAGGCGGCGGCGGCGGCGGCCUCCCGCGGGAGCCCCCCGAACCGCCGUACGAGCGCAAGCGGCGGCACCAGGAGGACUCCGGCUCCGAGCCCAGCGACUACGAGGAGCAGAAGGAGGAGGAGGAAGCUCGGAAAGUGAAGAGCGGCAUCCGCCAGCUUCGCCUCUUCAGCGCCGAGGAGUGCGCCAAGAUCGAGGCGCGCAUCGAGGACGUGGUGUCCCGGGCGGAGAAGGGGCUCUACAAGGAGCACACGGUGGACCGGGCGCCGCUGCGGAACAAGUAUUUUUUCGGGGAAGGUUACACGUACGGGUCUCAGCUGCAGCGGCGGGGCCCCGGCCAGGAGCGCCUGUACCCGCGGGGGGAGGUGGACGCCAUCCCUGAGUGGGUGCACGACCUGGUGAUCAGGAAGCUGGUGGAGCACCGGGUGAUCCCCGAGGGCUUUGUGAACAGUGCCGUCAUCAACGACUACCAGCCGGGGGGCUGCAUUGUCUCCCACGUGGACCCCAUCCAUAUCUUUGAGAGGCCCAUCGUCUCCGUGUCCUUCUUCAGCGACUCGGCGCUCUGCUUCGGGUGUAAAUUCCAGUUCAAGCCCAUCCGGGUGUCGGAGCCCGUUCUGUUCCUGCCCGUCAAGAGGGGGAGCGUCACGGUGCUCAGUGGGUAUGCGGCCGACGAAAUCACACACUGCAUUCGACCACAGGACAUCAAGGAGAGGAGAGCUGUCAUCAUCCUCAGAAAAACAAGACUAGAUGCACCUCGAUUGGAAACAAAAUCCCUGAGUAGCUCUGUGUUGCCACCAGGUUAUAACUCUGACCGCCUGUCGGGGAGCAACCGGGACCAGAUCCUGAAACCAAAGCGGUCCCAUCGCAAAGCAGACCCCGAUGCUGCCCACAGGCCACGGAUUCUAGAAAUGGAUAAGGAGGAGAACAGGCGUUCAGUCCUCUUACCAAAACAUAGGAGACGGAGCAACUUCAGCUCUGAGAACUAUUGGCGACGGUCGUACGAGUACACGGAGGACUGUGAGGAUGAGGAGGAGGACGGCAGCCCCGCCAGGAAGGUUAAAAUGAGGCGACACUGAGGAUUGCACUUGCCAGGCUCGUGGAGCUGAUGAGAUUGGCCUCCAGUCUGUGAAAACUUUCUCCUCCCUCUGGCUAUCUUCCAUCUAGCUUCAGUUUUGGUUUUUCCUUUCAGGCUGAAGAGUAAACAGGAAGGAUUUGGUUUUAUGAAUGGAGGAAUGCUGAGACAUACGUGAGGAUGGAACAUGUCCAGUGCACAUGGUGUCCUGAGUCGUGGCUCAAGUGGGCAUCUCUCCCUUAGGAAGCAGAUAAAGUUAUGCCAGGUUGUCUGUUGGGAUUUCUUUUGAAAACACCAAAAAGUUUAACUCUUUCAUUGCGCAAGAUUCAAGAAUUGUAUUUUUGUUUUGAUUUUUUUUUUGUUUUUGUUUUUCUUUUUUUUUUUUUUGCUUUAACACUUUUCCUUUCCAAAUGUUCUAAAUAUGAUGUUUGACCCCAGGAGCUGAAUUUCCAUGGUGGGCUGGUAUUCCUUGUUUCACCAAAGGGCUCCUUGGUCUUUUUUACCUGGUGGUUGUCGGGUCUGUUUUAAGGAUGCCCUGCAGUAACUGGAAGUUUGAAGCUUUGCAGAUCCCUCUUGCUGCGAUCGAUUUCAAAGGGUUUAGGACAUUUUUGUUGCACUUUAGUGUUUUAAAUGCCGUAGGUUUCCUUUCCAGACCCUUUUCCCAAGCCAGCAUGGGCUCACAGCCCUGUGUCCCUGCGCUGCCCUCUCCAAGAAGAAUGUACAAGAGCUCUGGUUUCUCAGUGCUGGUCUGGAGGAGGGAAAGGUGGCCCAGCAUUGUCCUGAGGUCCAUAUUGGAAUCUCAGGGCUGCCAAGUGAGGGAUCACACUGAGCACGUGCUGCUUCCCAGAGCUGGGGAUAGCAAGGAGGAGUAGGAGACGCUGUGCUUGUGAGGGUUUGUGCCUUGGGACCCCCCAGAAGAGCCCUUCUCCACUGCCCCUUCCAGGGGGGGGAGAGCUGAGUCGGUGCAGCAUUGCCAGCACAGUGUCCCAUCCUGAUGGAGCAGGAGCUGCUGUGGCCCUGGGGGAGCUGAGCAGCUCUGUCCCCUCCGAGGCUGGCUCUGGGAGCAGGGACACUGCAGGGCUCCAGGUUGGCCCCAGUUCAGUGCAUCCAGCACUGAGGUUGCCUGCUUUCUCCUGGCUUAUUCCUGCCUGUGUUCCUGGGGUAGGGAGUUUUCUGGUUGCUACAGGAAAUGCUGAGAAGAAUCAGGCAUUCAGCCCCAUGGAGUUGUGAUAGAGCAUCUGCCAUCAUCAUCAUCAUCAUCCUCCCACCUGGUUUGUGUUAGCCCAGACCAAAGCCUUGGUGUUUGCAAAGUUUGGGGCCCAAUGCCAUAUUUAGAGCUGUACUUUUAAGGAAAACUUCCUCCAGUUGAUUCUUUGAACCCAAGUGUUGGCAGUUGUAAGGAGUAGUCUUUAUUUUUAAAUUUUUACUGCUUUGCCCUCCCUCCAACUGUAGUUUUUCUUAGUGUCGUGUCCCCCACACACUUCAUGGUCUGCACGCUUGGCAAUAAAAAGAUGUAAUAUAUUUUGAAACUUGUUUGCUGCUGUCUUGAGGGGCUCCUGGUCUAAAACAACCCCCCAGGCGUUGUUCCCUGCAGUGCUGAUCGAGGACAUUUGUGACAUCUGGGUCCCACUGUCCUUUUCCUUCCCUGCUGAUUUUCACCUGGUGUUGGGGUUCUGCUCAGGCUGGAUCUUGUCACACGAGCUCAGAGGAUGUUGCCAUCACCUUCAGCUGGCUGUGGGGGUGUUGGUGAGCUCCCCAGUGCCUGGUUUGCCUGGUGAGAGCCCCCACUGGCUCUGUGCUGAGGCACAGCCUCUGAAGGAAUGUGGCUUGUCAAUCCAGAGACCCAAAAGUUUGUGCUUCUGCUGCUUGUGAAACUUUGGAAAUGCCAUUUUCAUGUAGCAUUUGAAGCGUUGUUCCUCACCCCACCAGCUUUCUGCUGCGAAUCCAGGCCAGCUCUUGGCUACAAACCCCCUGUUCUGGGCAGCUUGGCAUCCCCCUGACAGCAAAACUGCAUGCAGGGAGCACAGAUCCCUUCUCCUCCUGGUGGCUUCGUGUUUCUGGAUCCAUCCUGGCCAUGCCCUGUUCCUGUCACGGUGCCAGGCUCUGCUGUGGGUGCAGAUGGGGACAGAGGUCACUGCCAGAGUCUCAGCUCUGCCCUCUCCCCUCCUGGCUCUCAGUUUUAUCCCUCCCUCUCCAAUAUGGAUAUUCUACCCUGGUGUCAGAAUGAAGCUGGAGCAGCUGGCCUUUCAGAGCAGGACUUCCAUGGGAUGAGGAGCUGGCUGUGGAAAUGCUGAGCUCUUACACCUCCAGCCUGUUCCCAGCCACCACCUCAUCCUGCUCCUUGUGCAGGCUGAACAUGUGCAAGAUUCCUUCCCCAGCUUGUGUUGGUAUUCCUGCAUGUCCUGCUCGGGAGCUUCCCCCUUUUCCUUGUCCCCAUCCAUGCAGUGGGUCAGAGCUGGCAGCCGUGGCUGGGGGGACAGGAGGGGCUCCUAUCCAGCCACCAUCUGCUCUUGGUUUUUAACCUGACUGCUUGGGGCUUGACAUCUUGGAGAGAGAGAGAGGGAGCAGGAUCCCUCAGGAGAGGAGUCCCCAGCGUGCAGGCAGGGCCAACUCCCCACUUGUACAGACAUUUUCUAUAGACACGGAUGUAUAUGUGUAGAUAACAUGGUUUUUUAACUCUUUUGCACUGAACAACAGCAGAGUGAAACCUGGAUUCGAAACUAGAAGACAUUUUUCACACGGAUCCAGAGGUCUGGAUCCUUCCUGUAACCUGUCUGGUUGGAACUGUGGCUCAGAAUUCCUGGUUUUCACUGUUGGGCUGCACACAGGCAUCAGGCCGGGCUGGGGGUGAGCAGGGAGUGGGGUGAGCUCGGAUUUGGAGGUAAAACUUCUCCCCAGGCUCCUGCCGAGCCCUGAUCCUGUUGGUUUGUGUGUGUCUGAUCUGGCUGUGUGUGGUCCAACCUCUCCAUCCACCCACAGCGUGUCCGUGCUCAGCCCCACACUUGGGGCUCCAUCCAGUGGGACAGCCCAUGUGCCCAGAGCCCAGAGCAGAACUGUCUUUCCUAAGGAAGGGAGAGCAAAGUGGGGUUCAUCCCUGCUUUUCCACCAAGAACAGGAGGAAAUUGGGGUUUGUUGCUGUUACCGUAUCUCAAGAAGGUUCAGUGGUGGAAUUAUCCAAGCCCAUGGAUCCAAACAGCACCAGGACUCAAGCCGGGCCAGGGUCUAGACCCCCACCAGCAGCAGAGUCUUUUACCUGCCAAAAGUGUUCCCUUUUCCCUGUUGGGAGGAGAAACAUUUGAUUGAGAGAUGUCUCUGCUCCUUUCCCUGCCCACACUUAGAAGUUCUGGCUGACUUUCAUUUUUGUUUUUUAAAAGAUUCUAAUUUUUUUUUUUGUUACCAAUAAAAAAAUAAAAAUUAAAAAAAGAUAAUAAUAAAAAAGAAAGUGGCAAUAUUUUUUUCUGUAAGCUUUUCCUAGGAAAAAGCGUGGUUUGUAACAAAGUUGUACAGUUCUGAAGUUUGAGAUACGAGAAGUACUGUGUGAAACGCUGUAAAUGGAGCAGAGAUUAUUUUAUGUACAGUCUGAGGUGGGGGAAUCUUUUAAUUCCAGUUGAUUCUUAGGAAGAAUUUGGUUCUUCACUGUCAGGGUUUGGAAUUUCAUGGUUUCAUUUUUUUUUUUUUUUCCUUGUAUAGAUUGCUGCAUUAAUUGAAUAAAAGCAGAAAGCAUC
This is a messenger RNA of Zonotrichia albicollis (white-throated sparrow), 5253 nucleotides long. It is a transcript of the gene ALKBH5, whose product is annotated as alkB homolog 5, RNA demethylase. Gene Ontology annotation, biological process: mRNA export from nucleus; mRNA processing. The record is from RefSeq and is a predicted model, not a curated record. Gene Ontology annotation, molecular function: oxidative RNA demethylase activity. Gene Ontology annotation, cellular component: nucleus. Lineage: Eukaryota; Metazoa; Chordata; Aves; Passeriformes; Passerellidae.